AUGGAGUUAUUUUCCCUAUGGACCAAAGCUGUGUUCAUCAACUUGGCCUUUGCUCUUUAUUCUGAAUCUGCUCUCAUCAAAUAUCCAACACACAAAAUGAAAAUAGACUGUGCGCCAUAUGCAAAUUAUAUCAACGAAUGCACCAAAGAGUAUUAUCCAAUCUGUGCAACUAAUGGAAAAACUUAUUGCAAUAAAUGUGUUUUCUGCACUUCACUGAGCUCAUUAUGGACCCAAAUCAUUUUCAUCCUGGCCUUGGUGAUUCCUUUUUAUCAUGAAAACACUUUUGCAUUUCCAACAGAAGUCGGUCAGAAGCCUAACUGUGACGUGUAUAAAAGCUCCCCAUUUAUGUGUACCAGGGAAAGGGAUCCCAUCUGCGCAACUAAUGGACAUACUUACAGCAAUGAAUGUAUUUUCUGCAGUACCAUGAUCUCUCUUCAGAUCGCUGACUCUUUUCAAUUUGAUGUUAACACACCUCUCUCUCAAGGACUGGUUCACAACCAGCCUACCGUGCUCCUUGGCAGACACCCUAUCAGAAUGUGUUUGGAGGAACUUUCCAACACCUGGAAAACUUUAUUGGAUGAUGAGUCCUCCUCAUCCCGAUGGCUGGUCUUCUUGCCCUUGGGAGCAUCUGAACUGUCUGACUGCAAGUUCUUACGGCAGCCAUUGUCUGAUGCCUUGGAGCAUCUAGAGACUAUCAGCCCCUAG
Molecule: messenger RNA, 705 nt
Organism: Myodes glareolus (Bank vole)
Lineage: Eukaryota; Metazoa; Chordata; Mammalia; Rodentia; Cricetidae
Source: RefSeq, a predicted model, not a curated record